CGGUGCAAAGGUAACAGACAGACGGGGGCUCUAUAAAGACCCACUUUGUUCAAUCCUCCACUCUGUUCGUUUAAUUUCUUCGGUCUGUCUUGUUUCCAUCAGCACACACCAAAAUGCCCAGCAAGAGGAAGAAGAACAAGCGUCGCAUGAGGAGGGUGCAGGCCCAGAGGAGAGCCCUUGAAGAGCAACAUGCAGCCAACCCGCCGGUCAAAGCGAGCCCCGGGAUUGCAGUGAGUGCGCCCCCUGCAGCAGCCCCAAAGAAAGUGGCUAAAACUCCAGCACCAGCUCCAGAAAAGAUCCCAGAGGCCAUUCCUAUUGCUGUCCCCAUUGUGGAGACCCCCAAAGUAGAACCAGAACCAGUAGUGAUAGAACCUGUCGCCGAGCCCGUCCCUGUUGAGGUAGAGGCACCUGAGCCUGAGGCUGUGGUGUUCGAACAGACUCCAGUUGAGGUUGAAGUCCCAGCCCCGAUCACUGAAGAAGCGCCGGUCAUUGAGACUCCACCAGCGGAGCCCUCAAUUGUUGAAGCUGCAAUAGUACAGGAGGCUGAACCUAUCAUUCCUGAAACAGAACCAGUAACUGAGGCCGUACCCCCAGCUGAGGCUCCAGUGGUGGCUCCUGCUGAGACUGAGAUUCAGACAGAGGAGACUACAAUCAUAGCCACAGAGACUGAACAGACGCAUAAUGUCUGCGCACCAGAGACUAAAGUGGAGGCUGAGGCCUUAGCAGAGGAAGACGCACCCUUUGAGGCUGAGGUGGAAGUGGCCGUCACAGAAGCCACUGAAGAACCGGUGGUAGAAGCACUUACUAGUGACAAAGUUUUUGCUGAAGCAAAACCCACUUCAGACGAGGUGGUUACAGAAACAGUGGUGGAAUCGGUGGAGGAGGUUAUCGCAGAGAUACCUGAACCAGAACAGGUGACUGAAGCCGUUGUCAGUCCUGCAGCCCCAGAAGAAGAUGUCGCUGAAGAAGAUGAACCUGAAGUCCCCACUGAGCCUGUUACAAUGACAGAGGAUGCCCCUGCCCAAGCUGUGGAAAUCCCAGUGGUGCCAGUCACGGUCCCCGAGGCUCCGGUAGAAGAGGCUGAAGCCCCCGUAACUGAAGUCAAGGAGGCACCUGCCACCCAGGAGACUGCCGCCAGCCUAGUUGAUGACUUUGUUGUCACAGAAUCUGCCUCAGCAGUGGAGGUCGCCAUUGCAGAGUCUGCAGCUGUCGAGCCGGAAAUUGUGGAAAUGCGUGACACCCUCAACACCCAAUCAGAAUCUGUGGAUGUGAUGCCCACUGAGCCUGAGCCUGCUGCUGCUCCUGCAGAGGAAAUGGUCAUUGAUGCCACUGCUGAGCAGACAUGUCCGGAUGUGCUGUCAGAAGAGCCUAAGUCAGAAAUCUGUGACAUGCCAUGUCAGAUGCAGCUCGCUGUAGAAUCUGUGCAAAUCAGCUCAAUGGAGAUGUCAGUGGAGCCAUCGCUGAAUGGACACAUUGUUCCAGAGGUCUCCAUUGAGGGCUAGAUACACAUCACACAGCUUGGAAGACUUUUUGUCUUUAUUCCCCUUUGGUCAUUUGGAGGGCUUGAGGCUUUACAGGGAGGCAACCAGAACCACCAGGAAAUCGAAGGGACAUCCACACUUUGAAGUGCCUUUCCGGCCCUUGUUCCUGUCAAAAUACCAAACCAGAUGUCAACAUGCCAAAACUGCUGCAUUCAAGGCAGCACAACCGACUGUUGUCAUAAGUGCGCAGAAAUGGAAACAAACACAUUGUGGCUCCUUUUUUAACUGUUUCUCCCCAAAAGUACGUACAGUAGUUUUGCAUUAACAGUGGAAGAAGAAGUGCUUGAGAGAUGGAGAUUCAUAAAACACGAUAAAUGGCAGUGCCUGAUAUUUCUUGGCGUGUUCCCAUCUCUUCAGAACAUCUUCUUCCAUACUACAUACAUUCAGUGCUUGUGAAUACUGUAGCUUCGAUGAAUGUGUCUACAGUUUGUACUUGAGCCAAUGGGUGGGAGGGACAACUUUGUCAUUUAUUUUGUUUGUUUGUUUUGGUUUCACAUUUAAAAAUCACAGAUUUUACCUAUCAGGCCCUUUUUAUAUCCUCAAAGACACAUCUACAAACUCCCCCCUUACCUCCAUUUCUGUCCUCCAGUUCUCCCCUCUGCCACAAUUAAGUGCCAAUGCUAAGGUUAGUGUGAUGCUAAAACACAUCCUAAAGCUAGAGUUUCAGAUCAUAUGGCCACUGGAGAAUGACAGUUUGAGGAGAUAAGCGGAGAAGUCAUUUUCUGUUUCUUCUGUUCCUUGCUUUAUCUGUUUUUUAAGUCCUUUUGUAAAGACCAUAUGAUGUGCUACAGUUUUGUGUUCAAAGUCUGUGCUCUGGAGGGGAAAUGUAAUGUGAUCUGGUGAUGAGGAUCGCUGUUUAUGGGCUGACUUGAUCCAUUUUUGAAAUAAAGCUGUAACACAUCAUGA
This is a messenger RNA of Siniperca chuatsi (mandarin fish), 2447 nucleotides long. Its product is annotated as calphotin-like. The coding region runs from base 114 to 1502 and encodes 462 amino acids. NCBI's taxonomy places the organism in Eukaryota, Metazoa, Chordata, Actinopteri, Centrarchiformes, Sinipercidae. The record is from RefSeq and is a predicted model, not a curated record. The transcript has 12 exons.